Molecule: messenger RNA, 7017 nt
Organism: Chelonia mydas (Green sea turtle)
Lineage: Eukaryota; Metazoa; Chordata; Testudines; Cheloniidae
Gene: INO80
Product: INO80 complex ATPase subunit
Exons: 36
Coding region: 493-5175 (1560 amino acids)
Biological process (GO): DNA repair; DNA-templated transcription; chromatin remodeling
Cellular component (GO): Ino80 complex; nucleus
Molecular function (GO): ATP binding; ATP hydrolysis activity; histone binding
Source: RefSeq, a predicted model, not a curated record
CGGCCCCGCGCGACAAAUGUGUGGGGGGCGGCCCCGGGGUGUGGACGCGGGGGCUGUGCAGCAGAAGCGGCCUUACGCGCGGGGCGGCAGUUGCGAGGUGGGGUUCGGGGUAACGGGUGGGCGUGCGGGGCUCGAUUGUUUAGGCCUGGCCAUGGCGCCUCUCCUCCCCCCCGCCAUGGCUCCCCGUGUCCCUGCUCCUCUCCUCUCAGUGAGCGAAAGUGGCCGCCGCCGCCGUCCCAGCGCCCGCAGCCGCCGCCUCCUCCUCCUCAGCAGCAGCGCGGCCGCCAUCUUGGCGAGGCAGGAGCUGAGAGGGCCCCGCGGCAGGAGACAGGCUGAGCCAGCCCAGGCAGCGCAGGGCGAGAGGCCGGGUGGAGAGAGCGGGGGAGCCAGCCCAGGAGACACCCCCAGCCCCCCGCCGCUCCCGCGCCGCAGCCGGGCCCGCCACCCAGCUGUGUGUUUGGAAGCAUCUGUGCAUGAGGAGAGAUUUGUUCUAUGGCCUCGGAGCUGGGUGCCAGGGAGGAUGGCAGCUCCACAGAGCUGGCGAAGCCCCUCUAUCUGCAAUGUCUGGAGAGAGCUCUGCGAUUGGAUCAGUUUCUACGACAGACAUCCACCAUCUUCAACAGGAGUAUAUCCAGUGAUGAAAGCGAGGAUGGAUUGGAUGACAAUCCUUUGCUGCCACAGUCUGGGGAUUCCUUGAUGCAAAUUAAGGAAGAGCCCCCAAAUUCAUUGCUUGGGGAAUCCUCUGGAACAGGAAAUUCUGGGAUGUUAAAUGCACAUUCCCUCAAUGGAAUACUGCAGCCAGAGCCAAAGUCAGAAAAAGGGAGUUUGUAUAACUUUUCCAAACUGAAGAAAAGCAGAAAGUGGCUGAAGAGCGUCCUCCUGAGUGAUGACUCCAGUGACACGGAUUCACCAAGUGAUGAGGAUGGAGAGGAGGAGGAGGAGUUUUCUCUUAGCAGGGAGGAGCUUCAUAAUAUGCUGCGAUUGCACAAGUAUAAGAAACUGCAUCAAAGUAAAUACAGCAAGGACAAAGAGUUGCAGCAAUAUCAGUACUACAGUGCAGGGCUACUCUCCACACAUGAUCCCUACUAUGAGCAACAGCGCCAUCUCCUAGGGCCCAAGAAAAAGAAGUUCAAAGAUGAAAAAAAAUUAAAAGCCAAGUUGAAAAAGGUGAAAAAAAAGAGGAGACGGGAUGAAGAACUCUCCUCAGAAGAGUCACCAAGACGCCACCAUCACCAGACCAAAGUUUUUGCUAAGUUUUCUCAUGAUGCACCACCACCAGGGUCCAAGAAGAAGCACUUGACCAUCGAACAACUGAAUGCCCGCCGACGGAAAGUGUGGCUUAGCAUUGUCAAAAAGGAGCUACCAAAGGCAUACAAGCAAAAAGCUUCAGCACGCAAUCUUUUCCUAACCAACAGCAAAAAGCUGGCCCAUCAGUGCAUGAGGGAAGUGCGUCGAGCUGCUAUCCAGGCCCAGAAGAACUGCAAGGAGACUCUACCACGGGCACGUCGCCUCACCAAGGAAAUGCUUCUCUACUGGAAGAAGUACGAGAAGGUGGAAAAAGAACACCGCAAACGAGCUGAGAAGGAGGCUUUGGAGCAGCGCAAACUGGAUGAGGAGAUGAGAGAGGCUAAGAGACAGCAGCGAAAACUUAAUUUCCUGAUCACCCAGACCGAGUUAUAUGCCCAUUUCAUGAGUCGCAAACGAGAUAUUGGACAUGAUGGAAUACAGGAAGAAAUCCUGCGCAAACUGGAAGACAGCUCUACCCAAAGGCAGAUUGAUAUUGGUGGAGGGGUGGUGGUCAACAUUACCCAGGAGGAUUAUGAUAGUAACUACUACAAGGCCCAGGCUCUGAAGAACGCAGAAGAUGCUUACCAGAUCCACCAGGCUCGGACCAGGUCAUUUGAUGAAGAUGCAAAGGAGAGUCGGGCAGCUGCUCUACGGGCUGCUAACAAGUCUGGCACUGGCUUCGGAGAGAGCUACAGCCUAGCAAACCCAUCUAUCCGGGCUGGAGAGGACAUUCCACAGCCUACCAUUUUCAAUGGUAAACUGAAGGGGUACCAGCUGAAAGGCAUGAAUUGGCUGGCCAACCUGUAUGAGCAGGGUAUCAAUGGAAUUCUUGCAGAUGAAAUGGGUCUGGGUAAAACAGUCCAGAGUAUCGCUCUGCUAGCACACCUGGCUGAGAGAGAGAACAUCUGGGGACCUUUUUUAAUUAUUUCACCUGCCUCUACACUCAACAACUGGCAUCAGGAGUUUGCCAGAUUCGUUCCUAGAUUUAAGGUGCUACCAUAUUGGGGAAAUCCCCAUGACAGAAAAGUGAUCAGGAAGUUCUGGAGUCAGAAGACGUUGUACACUCAGGAUGCACCUUUCCAUGUGGUGAUCACUAGUUAUCAGCUGGUGGUCCAGGAUGUGAAGUAUUUCCAGCGAGUGAAGUGGCAGUAUAUGGUGCUGGAUGAGGCACAGGCACUCAAGAGUAGCUCCAGUGUCCGCUGGAAAAUCCUACUACAAUUCCAAUGCCGAAAUCGACUUUUGUUGACUGGGACCCCCAUCCAGAACACCAUGGCUGAGCUGUGGGCUCUGCUGCACUUUAUCAUGCCAACGCUGUUUGAUUCCCAUGAGGAGUUCAACGAAUGGUUUUCUAAGGACAUAGAGAGCCAUGCAGAGAACAAAUCUGCCAUCGAUGAGAACCAGCUCUCCCGCUUGCACAUGAUCCUGAAGCCUUUCAUGUUGAGAAGAAUCAAGAAGGAUGUGGAAAAUGAGCUGUCAGACAAGAUUGAGAUUCUCAUGUACUGCCAGCAGACCACCAGGCAGAAACUGCUGUACCAAGCUCUAAAGAACAAAAUCUCUAUUGAUGACCUGCUGCAGUCCUCCAUGGGCACUACCCAGCAAGCACAGAACACCACUAGUAGCCUCAUGAAUCUAGUCAUGCAGUUCAGGAAGGUGUGUAAUCACCCAGAGCUGUUUGAACGACAAGAAACUUGGUCUCCAUUUCACAUCUCCCUAAAGCCAUACCAGAUUUCAAAGUUCAUCUACCGUCAUGGACAGAUCAGGGUCUUUAACCACUCGCGGGACAGGUGGUUACGGGUUUUACUUUCGCCAUUCGCUCCGGACCACAUCCAGCAGUCUCUUUUCCAUAGGAAGGGUGCCAAGGAAGAAAGUUGUUUUUCUUUCCUCCGAUUUAUUGAUGUGUCUCCAGCAGAAAUGGCAAACCUCAUGAAUCAGGGACAUUUAGCCAGAUGGUUAGCUCUUUUCCUGUCUCUGAAAGCCUCCUACAGGCUCCAUCACUUGCGCUCCUGGACAGAUCCAGAAGGGGAGCACCCACAGAGGACUCAAUGUCUGGGGAAUAAAGAUUUCUUGCUGGGAGUCAAUUUUCCAUUCUCUCUUCCCAACCUGCACAGCUGCACUUUUCUGCAGAACCUUGUGUUCAGUAGCCACUGUAAAACAGUUACUGGCUAUUCAGACCAUGUCAUACAUCGAAGGAGAUCAGCUACCUCAUCGGUCCGGUGCUGCCAGGUCACUGAACUGCCAUCCUUCCUGUGCAUAGCCAGCCCACGGGUAAUAGCAGUGCCUCUGGAUUUCUACUGCAAUGAUAAAAGUGCAGAGUAUGAACAUAGGGCAUUUAAGGAAGGAGGAAGUCUUGAAGCAAAGCAGUGUAUAUUGAAUGGGGCACCCGAACUAGCAGCUGAUUGCCUGAAACGAUGUUCCCAGUUCUUCCCAGAGUAUCCGGGAGGGUUGUUGGGGGUCAGGCCUCAGAAUGGCUGGUCUUUCAUCAGAAUACCAGACAAAGAGAGCCUGAUCACAGACAGUGGGAAGCUUUAUGCUCUUGACCUUCUGUUGACACGGCUGAAAUCUCAAGGACACAGAGUUCUUAUUUACUCUCAGAUGACACGGAUGAUUGACUUGCUGGAGGAGUACAUGGUUUACAGGAAACAUACCUACAUGAGAUUGGAUGGUUCUUCAAAGAUCUCCGAGAGAAGGGACAUGGUAGCUGACUUUCAGAACAGGAAUGAUAUCUUUGUGUUCCUGUUAAGCACAAGAGCUGGAGGAUUGGGUAUUAACCUCACAGCUGCAGAUACGGUAAUUUUCUACGACAGUGACUGGAAUCCAACAGUGGACCAGCAGGCCAUGGACCGGGCACACAGACUGGGUCAGACGAAACAGGUCACUGUUUACCGGUUGAUUUGUAAAGGCACCAUUGAGGAGCGCAUCUUGCAGAGGGCAAAAGAGAAGAGUGAGAUCCAGCGGAUGGUGAUUUCAGGUGGCAAUUUCAAACCAGACACCUUGAAACCCAAAGAAGUGGUCAGCCUUCUGCUGGAUGAUGAGGAACUUGAGAAGAAAUUGCGUCAGCGUCAGGAGGAGAAACGGCAGCAGGAGGAGACAAAUCGUGUGAAAGAGCGUAAACGAAAGAGGGAGAAGUAUGCUGAAAAGAAGAAAAAGGAAGAUGAGUUGGAUGGCAAGAGAAGGAAAGAAGGCAUGAACCUGGUGAUCCCAUUUGUUCCCUCUGCUGAUAACUCCAACCUUUCUGCUGAUGGGGAUGACUCGUUCAUUAGCGUAGACUCUGCCAUGCCCAGCCCCUUCAGUGAGAUCUCCAUCAGCAGUGAGUUGCAUAUGGGGUCUAUCCCUCCUGAUGAAAGUAGCAGUGAUAUGCUGGUGAUUGUGGAUGAUCCAGCCUCUUCAGCACCACAGUCGAGGGCCACAAACUCUCCUGCUUCCAUCACUGGCUCAGUCUCAGAUACCAUGAAUGGAAUUUCAAUCCAAGAUACACCUGUCACAGGGAGAGGUAAUUCAGGUAGAAGCCGGGGUCGCCCUAAAGGUUCAGGCAGUGGAUCCAAAGGCACAGGGAAAGGCCGGAGCCGGAAGUCAACAGCAGGAAGUGCUGCUGCAAUGGCAGGCGCCAAAGCAGGGGCAGCGGCGGCCUCUGCAGCAGCAUAUGCAGCAUACGGGUACAGUGUGUCUAAAGGUAUGUCUGCAAGCAGCCCUCUCCAGACAUCAAUAAUUCGGCCUUCUGGACUUGCAGACUUUGGACCUUCAAGCGCCUCUUCUCCUUUGAGUUCCCCCUUGAGCAAAGGCAACAGUGUUUGUGGGACCCCAAAAAGCUUAAAUGUGACGAGCACUAUGAUACCAGAAACCCCAGUUCGGAAACAAAGCAAAGGAGCCCACACCUCAGGUGGGCGGUAGUAAAUUUGAGCCCUGGAGCUUACCUUAACCGUAUUGGCUUUCAAAGUAGCCCACCCUGCCAGCAGAAGGCAUGCAGAGAAAUGCCUGUUGCCAUCCCACACGUAUGUGAAAAGAAAAUCACAGCACAAUGGGGAUGGGUGGUUUACGUGAGCACUUUGAUUACAUGUAUCCAAAAAAAUUACUUUUGCAGAUUCUGUGAGGAGUAUGGAUAAGGAGUGGGGUUAACUGAGAACGUUUCAGAUUAGUUUUUCAAUUAAGAUUUACUGACACAUCCUACAAGCGUGCUGUUAGAGAGAUCCUGCAGCGAUUUGUGUUUGUGGACACACCAGUGUACUGUCCUUCCUCUUCUUUCAGCUUCAGAUGGAGUUCAGCUCCAUUCUUAUUCUAAGAAAUCACUAUCUGAACUCGGAGGGUAUUCUGUGAAGUCAGAGAAACCCUCUGCACUGAGGACCUGACAGUGCAUUUGAGGGUGUGCCCAUCCAGGGGUGCUGCGUGGUUGAAUAGUCUGGCUUCUCUAGUGUGAAUCGGUAGUGAAUCUAGGGAUUCUAUGAAGGAUUAUCUGAAGACCUUGAUUUCAAGGCUACGGGAAAGAAAUCUCACACAGUUUCCAGAGUCUGGACUCUUGUCAGUGCUAUGCUUUUGAAUCUGUUGUAAACAUCUGGCAGUAGCUGGAACCACAGUUGGCCAGAGUAUGCCUAUUUAAUGUUGCUGUGUCUGCUUCACAGAGAAAAAGAAGCUGCAAGUAACUGGUUUACAUUUCAAAGCCCAGGUCUGUUAGCAUUGAGCAUUCGCUAUGAUCUCUCUCAUUCUGAGCUAUGCUGAGCUCUUAAAGGUGUAGGAACCAUCAGGCUUUGCUUGUGUAUGUUUCAAGAAGAGGGAAUGCUGAUGUGUAGGGGGGAGAAGUUCACUGCUAUUCCUCUCAUUGUGCAAUAGCAGAACUUGUUGACAUUGCCUUUGGGUACCGCAGCUUGCCAUGCCACAAAGGGAGCAAUGGGGAGCUUUACUGAAACAAGGAGUGUGCCAGUCAACUCCCUGGGAAAAAUGAAGUCCCCCAUUCCAAGCCACCUACACAGUAUGUUCUUCCAACAUGUUUCCCAUUUGUCAGUGAUGGUCUUACACAGCAGCUUGGCUGAGUGCAUUACAAUGUGCAGGCACUGGUAGCCAAGCCCCAUAAGACUUCUAGAAGCCAUUAAAGAGAACAGGAGUGCUGUCAGUGUCACUCUGUGUCCUCAUUCUCUCAGAUUUCUCUUUCCCCAUCCUAAAUGCACAAACCUCUCUAUAGCCCCUCACUUGGCUGUAAGUGUUGUCUGCAUUGCACUGAGACAAAGGUUGGGUGGGGGAGGAGCAGUUCUCCUGGCAGGCUCAUUGAAAUCAAAAGGUUAUACUACUGGGGCACUUUCAUCCCGGGGGGGGGGGAACAAGUUAUGAGUUACAGGUCUCUGCUGUGACAGCAGAUGAUGAUUUUUUUUUCAUCACCAAACCCCUUGCCUGGCAUCUCGCAGUGUGAAGCAAGUGCUUCUUGUGGGCUCUGCCUCAAAUUUGCACACCUGAAAAUAGCGGAACUGAGUUUAGUUAGAUUGAUUUUUAAACAGAUUUGUAGGGGAUAAUUGGGGGGAGGUGUCACUUAAAUUAAAUCAUGAAGACUUCCCCCUUCCCCUCAUAUUCACAUGUAUAUAAUGAUAUUUAGAGGGAAUCAGAAAAAUGCCAAGCCUUUUUUCUCUUUGAAUGUGCUGUCUAUUUUUAUAACUGAACUUGUAUAUAUGUAUAAAAAGAGACACAUCUUUCUUUUACUAAUUGGAGAAGAAAAUCUUAAAUAAAUGCAGUGAGAUAAUUUUAUGUAAA